This is a messenger RNA of Dermatophagoides pteronyssinus (European house dust mite), 603 nucleotides long. RefSeq lists its product as uncharacterized. NCBI's taxonomy places the organism in Eukaryota, Metazoa, Arthropoda, Arachnida, Sarcoptiformes, Pyroglyphidae. The record is from RefSeq and is a predicted model, not a curated record.
AAAACUGAUGAUAAUUUAACUAAAAUUAAACUUAAACAUUGUUUAUUAUUGGAAAUUUAUAUUGGUACAAAUGUUAUGUAUAAUUUAACAACAUCAUUGAAAAAUCUUGAAUUUAUAAUAAACAUUAUCGAACCAAUGUUGGAAAAUUCCUCGGAAAUCGAACAACUUUAUCGAAUUAAUCAAAAAUAUAUUGAUGAUAUUAAUAAUUAUUAUGAACCAAAUAUUAUUGUAAAUAAAAAAGGUAGAAAACGUAAAAGAGGUAGAAAGAAAAAACAAUUAUUAUUAUUGAAUUCUGACCGACAACCAGAACAACAACAUCAACAAGAGCCAAAACGAAUUUAUCGAAGAAGAAAAUUUCCCGAAUCUGAUCGUAAAACAAGAAAACGAUUUAAAAUUGAUGAAAAUCAUAACGAAAAACAAUUGAUAAAAUCAACACCAAGAUUGACAAGCGCCGGAUUGAAUCUUGAUAUAUACGAGAAUGAUGAUGAAAUACGAAAAUUCUCAUGUGUUAAUCGAACCAUGAAACGAAACGAUUUGUCAUCCAGAUAUUUAACCCGUUUAUUGUUCCCGAAGAUUUUUCCAAAUGAAAAUUGGCCAUUCUGA